Molecule: messenger RNA, 2079 nt
Organism: Gryllus bimaculatus (two-spotted cricket)
Lineage: Eukaryota; Metazoa; Arthropoda; Insecta; Orthoptera; Gryllidae
Source: the annotation of a GenBank genome assembly
AUGGAGAUACAGCUGAUUCCAGCAGAAUGUUGCCCGCUUUGUGGUAAAAAACGAAAAAGUAAUGACAAAAAACAAAAGAAGAACCACGCAAAAGGUGACCAGGAUAUUGCGGACUGUAAGGCCUGUCCGAAUGAAUCUGGCCAGUUUGUCACCUGCCUCAAGAAGGACGCACAGCCAUCGGUAAUGCUUUGGUUUUUAGGCCAAAAGAGGUUGAGUGCCAGUGCGACGGGCAAAGCAAUGGACACCACAGGCGUCACAGAGCCUCCUCACAAAGGCCAGCAGAGGAUCCUCAAGCGAGGCACGAUCGGAGGGCGUCAAGUAGAAAAGCGUCGUUCACGGCGGGAGAUUCGAGGCGGGACAGCGCACCAUGCGCGAACAUGGAACAAAGAAAGACGAAGAAGGCGAAGAAAGAGUCAAGCAAGUCAAAGGGGAGAGACUCAAGAAUGUACCAACGUGACCCAAGCUCCGGCAAUACUCCGUGCCAAAUCUGCGGCACUUCAUCUUCCUCUGACAGUUCAAGUCCGCAAUGCAAGCGGCAAGACCACAAGGGAACUCAAUCAUCUGUACGAAUAUGCUCUAGAAUUAGACAGAAUGAAUAUCAAUCACCAACCUGUGACGCUUCCACCAGCAUCCAACCAUAUAAUGCCCCCGGAACACAGCCGCAGUACCCAGAGAAGAUGGCGCCAGGUCAGAGUUCGCCCAAAACGAAUCGCCGCUUGCAAGUCUCAGGCCCCUACAUUCUGGUGCCCUCAUACAAUCAGCGACUUGACUCACUGUCCGGUCCGCAUGGUGCACAGCCAGGGAGCACCGACAUUGAACUUCCUAAGAGUCUGCUCACUAGGACAUAUUUCCCAGAGUGGUCACUUAGGGCAUCACUUUUUCCACAAGAGCAAUCUCACUCGCAAGUGUGAUCCUAUGUUAUGCUAUUUUAAGAUCGGUCGACUUCCUAAUGACAUGGCUUGCUCGCACCCAGAAUCAGCGCUAAUUCUCCCGGUGCGAGUUGCAAAGACAAGCACUCCCCGAAACGUUGCGCGGUCAACCGGCCUGCCAGGACAAGCAGAAGCAAACUCGCGCAAACGUCUCCUUCCCGACGGCGAACCUCCACUCAGCGAGUCAGUCACAGCGUUGCGGAAUGUCAUCUUCUCGUCAUCUAGAUUUCGAAAUGCUGUUAACAACUUCCAUGUUUUUCAUUUCCAGAGGCCAGUGAGUGAAAGAGACGCCGUACGCGAACAACAAUACGAAGGAGGGGAUCCUCGGCAACAAGAGACGGCGGCGGCGCGGAGUGCGCUGGCGCGGGCGGCGAAGGCCGUCGAGGGCGGGCAGCGAGGCGGAGAGGCGGAGCAGCCAUGGCGCAGCCCGUCAAAUGGAAGGCUUCUUCCUCCACCACCACCACCAACACCACCAGCACGCAGCCCAGAACCUCCACGCCCGCCACCACCACCAAAGUACUCUUUCACGAGGAACACGUUGCGUUCGACGUUGAACACGCGCGGAUCGCGAGACGCAAUUCAACUGCCAGAAAGAUCAAACGGCAAUGUCAAUGGGGUGCGGCUGCUGCUGCAACCGCAGGUGCUGUGGCGGUUGCUGCUGUUGCUGCAACGACCCGGACCCCGGCCCCAGCAUCACCAUCAACCUCGGGAAGGGCUCCGGCAGGAGAAGCUGCUGUUGCUGCAAUCAGCAACCUUGUCAACCAUGCCAACCCUGCGCCCCUGCUCCGUGCCAGCCUUGCGCGUCACCCUGCCAGCCAAUGCAGAUGGUUCUGCAGCUGCCUGUGGCGUUCCAGCCCUGCGCUGCUCCGUGUGCUACAACAGUGUGCGCGAUGCCAUGUGUACAACCGUGUUUCGUGCCACCUUGCAUCCCUCAACCUUGCCAACCACGACCAUGCGCGCCGCAGCCCUGCCACCCGCAACCGUGUCCCCCACGGCCGUGCCCCCCGCAGCCGUGUCCACCACGACCGUGUCCACCUCAGCCAUGUCCACCACGACCGUGUCCCCCUCAGCCAUGUCCACCACGACCCAUUCGCAACGGGCUGCGGUGCGCACGGCUGCGGUGCGCACGGCGCGCGUGGGCACGGCUGGA